AACGACGCUCACGCCGUCGAAGAGGGCGUUCCUUCUAGUCAGCCAUUCACACAUUUUUCACUUUUCCACGGCGGAAGAAAACUAAACUCUAACGGGAAGGGGAGAAUAUACUCUUUUUUAGAGUCAGUGCGCGGGGGUACCGGUUAGUUGAGAUGGCCAAUGAGGCGAAGCCUUGUCCAUGUGACAUGGGAUACAUGAUGGAGUAUGGAGGUGUUGGCCAGGAGGUCCAGAUAGAACACAUCAAGGCCUACCUGGUCAAGCCUCCCUCUGAUUUAGACAAGGCUGUCAUCAUCAUCCAGGACAUCUAUGGCUGGCAGCUACCCAACACCAGAUAUAUGGCUGACAUGCUGGCCUCCAAUGGAUACAUUGCAGUGUGUCCUGACUUCUACGUUGGAAAGGAGCCAUGGAGUCCAUCACAAGAUUGGUCCACCUUUCAGCAGUGGCUGGAGGACAAGAAGCCCACCAAUAUCAACAAGGAGGUGGACGCCGUCCUGAGGUUUCUGAAGAGCCAGUGUGGGGCCCUGCGUAUUGGGGCAGUGGGCUUCUGUUGGGGGGGGGUGGCCACCCACUACCUGGCUCUGCAGUACCCUGAGGUCAGGGCAGGGGUAUCUGUCUAUGGAAUCAUCAGAGAGAGGGAGGACAGGUAUGAACUGAAGAGCCCGACACUGUUUAUCUUCGGAGAGAAGGAUGACGUCAUCCCACUGGACCAGGUGAGUGUCCUGGAGAAGAACCUGCAGGAGAAGUGUACAGGUGUAGACUACCAUGUGAAGGUCUUCCCAGGUCAGACUCAUGGCUUUGUUCACCGGAAGAGAGAGGACAUCAACACCACAGACCAGCCCUGCAUCCAGGAGGCCAGGACAGACAUACUCAACUGGUUGCAGAAAUACAUGUAGAAUAUCUACAGUGCAGUUGUCAAUCAUCUGCCGUCCAUGGUAGAGUGAACAGAAAGGAUAAAAACACAAAUCCAAUUUCACUACACCACUAACCUUAUUAAAAAGAAAUAGCUAUUGUGAUUGAUCAUCAGUUCUGAGGUCAUUUCCACAUAUGUCCUUUCUGAAUAGCAGCCUAUCUGGUGAUUAUCAUGUCCUUGAUUUAUCAUGAUCAAAUUAAAGCUGACGGGGUGUUUUAAUGUGGAAUCUGUUGUUGCCAUAUUUGUAGUAGACUUUAGUUUUGUACCUUUUUCUUGCAGUACAUUGUACACAUCUCUUCCUUGAAUACAUGAUCUCUUCCUUGAAUACA
Messenger RNA from Oncorhynchus gorbuscha (pink salmon), 1239 nucleotides. It is a transcript of the gene cmbl, whose product is annotated as carboxymethylenebutenolidase homolog (Pseudomonas). The coding region runs from base 153 to 893 and encodes 246 amino acids. Lineage: Eukaryota; Metazoa; Chordata; Actinopteri; Salmoniformes; Salmonidae. Gene Ontology annotation, molecular function: hydrolase activity. The record is from RefSeq and is a predicted model, not a curated record. The transcript is spliced from 6 exons.